AAAGCAAACAGCUUUAGAAGCAACAUCAGAGGUGGAACCAUGUGGACAGAGAGUGACUUGGAUCCAGGUGUGCCGUGCCUUCAAAGCAGUACAGUGCCUGAGGAUGGUAAAGUAUACCGAAUGUAUCAUGGAACCACUAAAACAGCAGCAGAAAAGAUCAGAAUCCAAGGCUUUCGGGCAUCUGCAGACGGCAUGCUUGGACCUGGCGUCUACCUCAGUCGAGAUCUUAACAAGGCCAGCAGAUACCCUCUUGAUAAUCCCAAAGAGAGAGUUGUUAUUAGAGUAAAGGUAAAUGUUGGAAGAGUGAAGAGGAUUGACCGCCAACAUCAUCCACUGCAGAAAACCUGGCACGCUGAAGGGUACGACACUGCCUGGUGCCCUCCAGACUGUGGCAUGGUCACCAGCGGCCUUGAGGAAGAUUGUGUUUGGGAUCCAAAACGAAUCACAAUCAUUGAUAUAAUUCCUCCAAGCCCUCAAAACAUUUCCAAAAUUAAUCCAGAGGAUCCGGUAGAAGGUAAAGAGUAUACAAUGUUUCAUGGCACAUCAAUAGAGAAUGCAGAGAAAAUCAAAGCCCAUGGAUUUAGCCAGUCAAAACGAGGUAUACUUGGGCGUGGCGUUUACCUCAGUCGAGAUCCAGAAAAAGCCUUUAAUGCCCCUACGCAUGUUACUAAACUUCAGAGAACUGUGCUGAGAGUGAAGGUCAAUGUUGGGAGAGUGAUAAAGAUUGAUCGCCAAGGUCAUCCACUGCAGAAAACCUGGCACUGCAAAGGGUAUGACACUGCCUGGUACCUUCCAGACUGUGGACUGGUGAACAAUGGUCUUGAAAAAGACUGUGUUAGGGAUCCAAGACGAAUCACUGUCAUUGAUAUAAUUCCUCCAAGCCUUCGAAGUAUCAUACCACAUGAUCUAGAAGGUUUAACCAUGUGGAAAGAGAGUGACUUGGAUCCAGAUGUGCCAUUUCUCCAAAGCAGUACAGAGCCUAAGAAUGGUAAAAUAUACCGAAUGUAUCAUGGGACCACUAAAACAGCAGCAGAACAGAUCAGAAUCCAAGGCUUUCGGCCAUCUGCAGAUGGAAUGCUUGGACGUGGCGUCUACCUCAGUCGAGAUCUUAACAAGGCCAGCAGAUACCCUCUUGAUAAACCCAAAGAGAGAGUUGUUAUUAGAGUAAAGGUAAAUGUUGGGAAAGUGAAGAAGAUUGACUAUCAAGAUCAUCCACUGCAGAAAACCUGGCACGCUGAAGGGUACGACACUGCCUGGUGCCCUCCAAACUGUGGUAUGGUGUCCAGCGGCCUUGAGGAAGAUUGUGUUUGGGAUCCAAAACGAAUCACAAUCAUUGAUAUAAUUCCUCCAAGCCUUCAAAACAGUAUUCCAGAGGAUCCAGUAGAAGGCAAAGAAUAUACAAUGUUUCACGGCACAUCAAAAGAGAAUGCAGAGAUAAUCAAAGCCCAUGGAUUUAGUCGGUCGAAAAAGGGCAUACUUGGACGUGGAGUUUACCUCAGUCGUGAUCCAGAAACGGCAUUUAGCACCCUUACGCACUUGACCAUACUAGAGAGAAGUGUUCUGAGAGUGAAAGUCAAUGUUGGGAGAGUGAUAAAGAUUGCCUAUCACUGUCAUCCACUGCAGAAAACCUGGCACUGCAAAGGGUACGACACUGCCUGGUUCCCUCCAAACUGUGGCAUGUUGAAUAAUGGUCUUGGUAAAGACUGUGUUAGGGAUCCGACAAGAAUCACAGUUAUUGAUGUAAUCCGUCCAGUUUGA
This is a messenger RNA of Danio rerio (zebrafish), 1758 nucleotides long. The record is from RefSeq. NCBI's taxonomy places the organism in Eukaryota, Metazoa, Chordata, Actinopteri, Cypriniformes, Danionidae.